Molecule: messenger RNA, 1437 nt
Organism: Momordica charantia (bitter melon)
Lineage: Eukaryota; Viridiplantae; Streptophyta; Magnoliopsida; Cucurbitales; Cucurbitaceae
Product: hydroxyproline O-arabinosyltransferase 1
Molecular function (GO): glycosyltransferase activity
Source: RefSeq, a predicted model, not a curated record
CUAAAUCAAACUCUCCAAUCUGGUCAGCCAAUUUCUCGGACAACUCAUUUCUUGAAGCGACGACUUUUUCUGAAACUAUUAGUUCCUCCCCUUUCUGUGUCUCCGCUUCGAAGGGAAGUGACAUGGGCAACGGCAAAUUCAUUUGAGCAGAAAUUUGUAGUCGAAGGCAAAAUGGGUUGUGGGAAUUUGUUCUUCUUGGUUCUGGUGACCUUCUCGGUUGCUCUAAUUACCUACAACAUCAUCAUCUCUGCAAAUGCCCCUCUCAAGCAAGAGCUUCCUGGUCCCUCAAGAUCUUCCCCUUCCAUUACCGUGGACCCUGUGAUUAAGAUGCCGCUGGAUAGAUCAAAAACUUCUUCCUCCAAGCGACUGUUCCACACGGCCGUUACUGCCUCGGAUGGGGUGUACAACACUUGGCAGUGCCGGAUCAUGUACUACUGGUACAAGAAGUUCAAGGACGGUCCUAAUUCUCAGAUGGGUGGCUUCACCAGGAUCUUGCAUUCUGGGAAGCCCGAUAAGUACAUGGACGAGAUUCCCACCUUUGUUGCUAAGCCUCUGCCGGCGGGGAUGGAUCGGGGCUACAUAGUCCUCAACAGGCCAUGGGCGUUUGUGCAAUGGCUUCAACAAGCGGACAUCAAGGAAGAUUAUAUACUUAUGUCAGAGCCGGAUCAUAUCAUUGUCAAGCCUAUACCUAAUCUGGCUAAGGAUGGGCUUGGGGCUGCAUUUCCAUUCUUUUACAUCGAACCGAAGAAGUACGAGAGUCAACUUCGGAAGUUCUUCCCAGAGGACAAGGGUCCGAUUACCAACAUUGAUCCAAUAGGGAACUCACCUGUUAUUGUUGGAAGGGAGUCUCUCAAAAAAAUUGCUCCCACUUGGAUGAAUAUUUCCUUGGCAAUGAAGAAGGAUCCUGAGGCAGAUAAGGCUUUUGGCUGGGUUCUUGAAAUGUAUGCUUAUGCUGUUGCAUCUGCUCUACAUGGUGUUGGUAACAUCCUGUAUAAGGACUUCAUGAUUCAGCCACCGUGGGAUAAAGAAGUAGGUGAGAAGUUCAUAAUCCAUUAUACUUACGGAUGUGACUACAAUAUGAAGGGAGAACUGACUUACGGGAAGAUUGGAGAAUGGAGGUUCGACAAAAGAUCAUACGAUGCUGUCGUACCGCCGAGAAACCUUCCCCUCCCACCACCCGGCGUCCCCGAAAGCGUGGUGACACUGGUGAAAAUGGUUAACGAGGCCACGGCAAACAUUCCUAACUGGGGAUCUUGAGAAAGUUGUACUAAGAAGUGCUUGAAAAGUGUAAUUUAAUUCUCCCACUAUAUGAAAUACGUUUUUGAAUAUGUAUCGAUUUUCUUGUACCUGGUUGGCAAAGGCAUAGGCAAUGAAUUAAAUCCCUGUAAAACGUUGUUUGGUUUUACUUUAUAGUGAAAAAUAAAUAGUUUAGCAUUC